CCCUUUAUUCUUGGUGGGGUGGGAACAGGCAAGGAAGUGCAUUGACUUGCUGAGUAACACUCCUUUCCCAGCACAGGGUGUGUAUGCUAGCUACGUCUUAGUCUUCCCUUCGCGAGAAGAGAUUAAAGCUCAUGGUUAUUCUCGACCUUCUAGCGCAAAUUAGCAGUAAUCUAGAGGAAACACAUUUCAUACUUCACUACAAUCAGCUUCAACCAUGGAGAGGACUGUCCAGUAUCCAACCAGCACGCAUGCCACGGCGCAUGGUUUCAGAGGCGCCCGGAACGGCCAGCCGGAAGAGACUAAACAUCAAGUCUAAUGCAAGACAUGGCCGGCGUCAGUUUGCGGGAAGACCCACUCGUCAUGGACCAGUGCUCGUCUCUGGUGGUUGGAGACACGUAGAACAGUGAAUAUGCGUGAUGAAGAGCCGUGACGAUCAUCGGUGUUAGUUGUAAGCAGCCUCACGGGCACCAUUCAUACUACUUGCCAUGCAUUUGUUCCGUGCUUUGAUGCUAUGAUAAAAACUAGGAG
Molecule: messenger RNA, 528 nt
Organism: Ilyonectria robusta
Lineage: Eukaryota; Fungi; Ascomycota; Sordariomycetes; Hypocreales; Nectriaceae
Exons: 1
Coding region: 132-407 (91 amino acids)
Source: RefSeq, a predicted model, not a curated record